UUAACCUAUUGAAGAGACUAGUUAGCUUUAGCUUCAUUAGCUCGCUUUAACAAUUGAGUGUGUAGGUUCGUCACUGUCGAAGAUUUCAAUUUUUAUUUGUUAUUAUUUUCAUUAUUUUAUUUGUUGUUUUACGUCACACAUUAGGUUCACAUGUGGACGACAAGUUGCUACUUUCGAUGUUUGUCGUCUGUUCAGUUCCGUUGGCAACCGGUUAGCUGGAUUCAUAGUUUAUUGUUCAAUUUUAACCAAAGUUUUCACAUCAUCUAGCAAUGCGCGUCAACAUUUACUUUGACGUUUUGUGCCAAAAUUCCAUUUUACGACCGAAGUAACGUGUGAAGACAGUGCGGCUUCUUGUAGAUCACCGUAAAAGAUGGAAGGCAGGAGCUCUUCCUCUGGCAACCCCCUGGAGCUGGCGCUCCCGGGUCAGCAGGGCUCUUGGUCGGUGGUGAGCCGAUUCCAGCAGCGCUACUGGAAAACAAAGCAGACGCUCAUCAGGGCGAGCGGCAAGAAGGAGGACCAGCACCUGGUGGCCUCUGACGCCGACCUGGACGCCAAGCUGGAGGUGUUUCACUCAAUCCAGAGGACGUGCAUGGAGCUACUGAAGGUGAUCGAGCAGUACCAGAGGAGGAUCUGCUUCCUUUCCCAGGAGGAGAACGAGCUGGGUCGCUUCCUGCGCUCUCGGGGCUCUCAGGACAAAAGCCGGGCAGGAAAGAUCAUGCAGGCCAGCGGCAAAGCCCUCUGCUUCUCCUCCCAGCAGAGAGCGGCGCUGAGGAAGCCUCUGUGCCGCCUGUACCAGGAGGUGGAGACGUUCCGCUUCCGGGCCGUCUCGGACACGUGGCUGACGGUCGAGCGCAUGGAGAAGAGCCGUACCGACUACCGGGGAGCGCUGCUGUGGAUGAAGGACGUCUCGGCCGAGCUGGACCCGGACACGCGCAAGCAGAUGGACAAGUUUCGCAAGGUCCAGGCCGAGGUCCGCUCCACCAAGAGCAUCUUCGACCAGCUGAAGACGGACGUGUGUCAGAAGGUGGACCUGCUGGGCGCCAGUCGCUGCAACCUGCUGUCCCACGUGCUCGCCACCUACCAGACCACCCUGCUGCACUUCUGGGAGAAGACGUCUCACACCAUGGCCGCCAUCCACGAGAACUUCAGAGGGUGCCCGCGCGACGAGGAACCGUCAAGGCGCAAGAAGAAGAGGAAGAAAAAUAAAACGGAGCCAAGCGAAGACGACAAGUCCACGUGUGAAGAAUUGAUCUCGCUGGGGAAUGAAAGCAGCAGUGGGACAACACAGGAAGUCACCGGAGAAGCGGACGUGACACGACGGGACCUCGCGGCCGACGAGGACGACACCUCGGCCCUGCUGGAGGAGAUCCUGGGAGGCGUGUCGCUUCACGACCCCUCCCCCGCGUCCCCGUCGUGGAGUCCGGUGUUCGGAGACGCCGGGGACGGGGGGGCCGCCGCGGACCCCCGCUCGCUUUUUCUGCCAUCGCAGCUCCUGGACCAGGACUUGAACCUGCUGCAGUCUGCCGCUGCUGCAGCUUUUCCACUCACAGAGGGGGCCGGGCCCGACGCGCAGACUGUCGCCAUGGCAACAGAACACCCUCAAGGAGCCGGUGGAUCGAAUGCGAGUGGUUCCGGACCGUCCAAGGACCUGUCUGCGUGGUUCAACCUGUUAGCAGACUUGGACCCGCUGGCCAACCCGGACGCGCUGGGCAAAAGCCUCGCCGAGCAACAACUUCACAACGCUUAGCGACCCCCCCCACAAGCAUUUGCUUUUGCUCCAAAGCCAUCAAGAAGCAACACCUCCCUCAAAUAGAAAAGGUGCAAGUAGAAGUGGGCGGGGGUCGGAGGAUACCUGAAGGAAAACUUGGGACUGGAUUUCUGAGGGAGGUUUCACUUGACGCUAACCCAAAGAUACUCGAAAAUAAAACAAAACGCUGCUGUGGGGGAAAUGAUAAAAAGAUAUCGCGACAGCCUGUUGAAUUUCAUCCCCCUUGAAGAUGAUUUUGGAAAGAGAAAAAUUUGUUCACAACCUGGGACUAUAAAGAAUAUGUAACAUCUCCAAAUAAUAAGCUUCUUUCAGCUUGUCCUGUUUGGGGUCAACGCAAUGACAUCUCAGAUGAACGCUCAUAUUUGAAUGCCAGAGAUUCCGUUCCUGACGUGGGCCCCAAUCGGAUUUGAACUCACAACCCCUGGUUUACCAAACCAAUGCUCUAACCGCUGAGCUCUGGGGCCUCAAGACUAAAGUCUCCAGAUACAAUGUAGAAAGAAAAAAAAAAAAGCUUUAUUUUUUUUUUCUCAACAUUUUUCUCUCCCUCAAAAAUUGAAAACAUAAUAAAUACGAAAAGUUCUUUGGGGGGGGGGGGAAUAUAUAUAUAUAAAAAAGUAAAAGCCAAAUUGACAAAUGAUUAAUAUGAAAAAAAAAAAUCAAAUGACUCAUCUUUGAAUUCAGAGACAUCCAUUUUAUUGAUUAGUAAAAGACUUUUUGACCCCUCGCCCCCACCACCACAAAAAAAAAAAUCAAUUCUAAAUAGAAUAUUUUCCCCCAUGGAAAAUGACAUUUUUUGGGGGGCAUUCUUAGAAAGUAUGACUUUUUUUUUUUACCCCACAAUCAAAUGAAAUGUGACUUCUUCCCCCUCCCUGAAAUCCUGACAAAUUGACCUUUACCCUCCCACAAGUUUUCCCUGUCAUUUUUAUUCCCUUCUGAAACAAAAAUGUAUUUAUUAUUUUUCUGUCUUUCUCAAAACUUCACUUUUGCUGUUUUUCAAAUGUCGGCAGCAUAUUUGAAAGGCUGACUUCGAAAGCUGGAUAUGACUUUGCGGUUAAAUUAUGUUGCAGCCCGCUACGGAUAAGCAGCAGAACGAAAGAUGAACGAACGCCAUUUUGUUUCGAGGCGCGUCAAACGACCGACUCGGCCAGUAAAGUUUUUCUCCAGGAAAAAUAGGGCUACAUGCUGUGCCAUUUAUUAGGUACAGCCAGGUGACGAUUAGGCGUGUGGCCCGAUUGGUUCGGAACACAAUCGCAUCCCUUUUUGCUCCUCAGAAAAUGGGACAAAACCAUACUUCCACCCCCAGGGGGAAAAAAAAAAAAAAUACUACUAAUUACUACUAAUACUUGUAAACCAUUUCUUUGCUGGAAAACAUUUUCAAUUUGUAAAACAAAAUACAACUUCCUCUCAAAUACAAACCAAAAUAACAUUUCUCUGAAAUUACAGUGGAAAAAAAAAAACGUGGAAAUGCACGACUUUUUCUUCCCAGUAAAGUUUUCACAUUUUUAAUUCUCUUUAGAAAAAUAUUUUCCCACUAUAUUAAACUUCUUGAAAGUUGUUUUGCGUGGGAUGUUAAAAAGGCCACUUUUCCAGAAUUUAAGCAAUUUUUUUUUUCCAAGAAAAAAAAAACAUCUUGAAAAUAGGUUUUCUGGAAAUGUUAAUUUUUGGGAAAACAAAAACAAAAAAAAAAAAACCUCUCUCUCAGAGCUUUCACCACCCAAGCCCCACUUUUUUUUCCCCCUUAAUAUUAUUCUCUCCCUCAAAUAUUAGUUUCAAAACAUUAAAUACGAAAAGUUAUUGGACAAGACAUUCUGACAGGACGAGGCAAAAGCGACAUCAAUUUUGGGAACAAAUGGCCGACAAGCGUGCACUUGGGUCGCCUUUAUUGGAAAAAGAAGAACAAGUCAAGAGUGGACAGGAGAAGCCCAGAGAUGUCCAAACGCGUGCUGCGUGUAAAUAUGAAAUAUGCAUCUGGCCGGCGGAAUGCAAUCGCUAACAAUCGUCAGCGUGUCAACAAAAACAUCCAGGACGCCCUCCAUGUUUUCAUUAUUUUCAACUGAAAAUUGGUCUCAACUUUUAGGAGGGGGGGGAAAAAAAAAAGAUCAGAACGAUCAAUAAGUGCUUUCACGUGGUUCAGCGCCUGUGCUACAAAUAUCGAUUCACAAAGCAAACAUCAUGAUACACACUUCUUUAUGACAAAAAAAUAAUUUUGCCAGCCACCACUUCCCUACAAAGAAAACAAAUAGAAGAAUAAAGCAGUCACCUUAUGAGAAGUUGUAGAAUAUAUGUAUUUUUUGGGGGGGGGGGAA
Syngnathoides biaculeatus (alligator pipefish) is the source of this 4074-nucleotide messenger RNA. It is a transcript of the gene ica1, whose product is annotated as islet cell autoantigen 1. Gene Ontology annotation, molecular function: protein domain specific binding. Lineage: Eukaryota; Metazoa; Chordata; Actinopteri; Syngnathiformes; Syngnathidae. The transcript has 13 exons. The record is from RefSeq and is a predicted model, not a curated record. The coding region runs from base 371 to 1747 and encodes 458 amino acids. Gene Ontology annotation, cellular component: Golgi apparatus. Gene Ontology annotation, biological process: regulation of transport.